Molecule: messenger RNA, 6514 nt
Organism: Electrophorus electricus (electric eel)
Lineage: Eukaryota; Metazoa; Chordata; Actinopteri; Gymnotiformes; Gymnotidae
Gene: chd4a
Product: chromodomain helicase DNA binding protein 4a
Biological process (GO): chromatin remodeling
Cellular component (GO): nucleus; chromatin; NuRD complex
Molecular function (GO): chromatin binding; ATP binding; histone binding
Source: RefSeq, a predicted model, not a curated record
UGUAUGCAAGGGGUGUUAGUGGGAGAGGGAGAGACGGCGACGUCGUACGUUAUCCCACACCGGAGGAAAUUAUAUUGCUUUAGCUGGUUAAUUAACAAAGACGUAAUAUUUAACCUACAUGUAACUGCUGCUCAAAUAGGAUAUAAUCAGGGGUGGAAACUACAUACUUGUAGGCUGCUUCACAAUUUUGCUCUUUUUCAAGCAACGGGCAUAUAAGUUAUCUAAUUUCCACCUCUUCGAACCGGCUCUCCCUCCUCCCGCCUUGCUUCGGGAAGACACAAGAUUGGGUGAAAGGAAUAAAAGAACGGUCUAUUUCUGCCUAACCAAACGGUGAAAAUACAGAAAUAUUAUGUCUGGAAGUGAUGACGAUAGAGAUGAUUUUGGACCAACAGAAGACCGGUCCAUGAUGCAAGAUGAUGACUUGGAGGAAGACCUGUCAGAAAAUGAAGUCCCUAAAGUGAAGAAGAAAAAGAAGGCCAAGAAGAGCAGUCGUGAAAGUAAAAGCAGCAAGAGACAGCGCUCUCGUAGGGAGGACAUCCCAAUCAGCUCUCCGGAGCCCAUAGAUGGAGGUGACAUAGAUGAGGUGGAGGAGGACGGGGCUGGGGGGCGCUCGGAUAGUGAGGGCAGUGACUACACACCUGGCAGGAAGAAGAAGAAAAGAGCCAAUGCCUCCAGAGACAAGAAAAGGAACAGCUGUGUUGCUGAAAGGAACUCCAGCUUGGCUGCUUCCAAGAGGAAAGAACCUGAGGAAGAGGAGGAUGAAGAUGACGAUGAUAGCUCAGAGCCCAAGACCUCCGCCCAGUUGUUGGAUACCUGGGGUAUGGAGGACAUUGACCAUGUCUUUACUGAGGAGGACUACCGAUCUCUCACCAACUAUAAGGCCUUCAGUCAGUUUGUCAGGCCUCUGAUCGCUGCCAAAAAUCCCAAGAUUGCCGUCUCCAAGAUGAUGAUGGUGCUGGGGGCGAAGUGGCGCGAGUUCAGCACCAACAACCCGCUGCGCGGCUCCGCCACGGCCAACGCAGCCCUGGCAGCAGCUAAUGUGGCUGCGGCCGUGGAGAGUAUGGUGGCGGCUGAGGCCCCAGUUGCCAUCCCUGCCAUGCCCCCUUCAGCCGAGCCCCAGCCCCCUCCUGCCCCUCCACUCCGCAAGGCUAAGACCAAAGAGGGCAAGGGUCCUAAUGCACGUAAGAAGUCCAAGCCUGCCCCCAAACCUCAGGAGAAGAAGGUUAAAACCAAAAAGGUUGCCCCGCUGAAGAUCAAACUAGGAGGCUUCAACAGCAAGAGAAAGCGCUCCUCCAGUGAAGAAGACGACAUGGAUGUGGACAGCGACUUUGACGAUGGCAGCAUGAACAGCGUUUCUGUGUCAGAUGGCUCAAACAGCCGCAGCAGCCGCUCGAAGAAGAAGCCCAAGCCCAAGAAGAAGAAGAAAGUGGAUGAUGAUGCUGAUGGCUACGAGACUGACCACCAAGACUACUGUGAGGUGUGUCAGCAGGGAGGGGAGAUCAUUUUAUGCGACACCUGCCCCAGAGCCUACCACAUGGUCUGCCUGGACCCUGACAUGGAGAAAGCCCCAGAAGGCACCUGGAGCUGUCCGCACUGUGAGAAGGAGGGGAUUCAGUGGGAGGCGCGUGAGGAGGGCUCAGAUGGAGAGGAGGAGAAUGACAUGGCUGGAGGCGAGGCUGAGGAGGACGACCACCACAUGGAGUUCUGCCGCGUGUGCAAGGAUGGGGGAGAGCUGCUGUGCUGCGACUCCUGCCCUUCCUCCUACCACAUCCACUGCCUCAACCCGCCCCUGCCCGAGAUCCCCAACGGAGAGUGGAUCUGUCCUCGCUGCACCUGCCCUCCUAUGAAGGGGAAAGUGCAGAAGAUCCUGACAUGGCGCUGGGGCGACCCCCCCACCCCCCCACCCCCUGUACCUCGGCCUCCUGAGCUCCCAGCCGACUCCCCUGAUCCUCCCCCGCUGGCAGGCCGGCCUGAGAGGGAAUUCUUUGCCAAGUGGCAAAAUAUGUCCUACUGGCACUGCUCUUGGGUGUCUGAGCUGCAGCUGGAACUGCACUGCCAGGUGAUGUUUAGAAACUACCAGCGCAAGAACGACAUGGACGAGCCCCCGCCCAUAGACUUCGGAGGCGAUGGGGACGACGACAAGAGUGACAAGAGGAAGAACAAAGACCCCAUCUACGCCCAGAUGGAGGAGAAGUAUUACCGUUUUGGCAUCAAGAUGGAGUGGAUGAUGAUCCACCGCAUCCUUAACCACAGUGUGGAUAAGAAAAACAACUGUCACUACCUCAUCAAGUGGAGAGACCUGCCAUAUGAUCAGGCUACCUGGGAGUCAGAGGACAUGGAGAUCCCAGAAUAUGACGCUUAUAAAAUACAGUACUGGAACCACAGGGAGCUAAUGAUGGGAGACGAUGGGAGACCAAGUAGGAAACUGAAGCUCAAAGGCAAAAUAAAGCGACUGGACAGACCUCCAGAGAACCCUGUUGUGGAUCCCACCAUUAAGUUUGAGCGUCAGCCUGAGUACUUGGACUCGACAGGGGGCACACUGCACCCGUACCAGCUGGAAGGCCUGAACUGGCUGCGCUUCUCCUGGGCUCAGGGCACAGACACCAUCCUGGCUGAUGAGAUGGGCCUGGGGAAGACUGUGCAGACUGCUGUGUUCCUCUACUCACUGUACAAAGAGGGUCAUUCUAAGGGUCCAUUCCUGGUUAGUGCCCCCCUCUCAACCAUCAUUAACUGGGAAAGAGAGUUUGAGAUGUGGGCUCCAGAUAUGUACGUAGUCACCUACGUAGGUGACAAGGACAGCAGAGCUGUGAUCCGGGAGAAUGAAUUCUCUUUUGAGGAUAAUGCCAUCCGUGGAGGCAAGAAAGCUUCCAGGAUGAAGAAAGAGGCUUCGGUGAAGUUUCAUGUUUUGUUGACCUCCUAUGAGUUAAUUACUAUUGACAUGGCCAUCCUGGGCUCCAUUGACUGGGCCUGUCUGGUGGUGGACGAAGCACAUAGACUCAAAAACAACCAGUCUAAGUUUUUCAGAGUACUGAAUAAUUACUCCCUUCAGCACAAACUGCUGCUUACUGGAACUCCUCUCCAGAACAAUCUGGAGGAACUCUUCCACCUACUCAACUUCCUCACCCCUGAGAGAUUCAGUAACCUGGAGGGCUUCUUGGAGGAGUUUGCUGACAUCGCUAAAGAGGACCAGAUUAAGAAGUUGCAUGACAUGCUGGGGCCACACAUGCUCAGGAGGCUCAAAGCCGACGUGUUCAAGCACAUGCCCUCAAAGACCGAGCUCAUUGUCCGAGUGGAGCUCAGCCAGAUGCAGAAGAAAUAUUACAAGUUCAUCUUGACCCGCAACUUUGAGGCCCUGAACACCAGAGGUGGUGGAAACCAAGUCUCCCUGCUUAACGUGGUGAUGGACCUGAAAAAAUGCUGCAAUCACCCCUACCUUUUCCCUGUUGCUGCUAUGGAAGCACCUAAGAUGCCCAAUGGGAUGUACGAUGGUAGUGCCCUCACUAAGUCUUCUGGGAAACUGCUGCUGCUCCAGAAGAUGCUGCGCAGGCUGAAAGAGGGUGGCCACCGUGUGCUGAUCUUCUCUCAGAUGACCAAAAUGCUGGACCUGCUGGAGGACUUUUUGGAGAACGAGGGCUACAAGUAUGAGCGUAUUGAUGGAGGCAUCACUGGCGCAAUGAGACAGGAGGCCAUUGACCGCUUUAACGCUCCGGGUGCCGUGCAGUUUGUUUUCCUUCUGUCUACCAGAGCUGGUGGCCUGGGCAUCAACCUGGCCACAGCCGACACCGUCAUCAUCUAUGACUCAGACUGGAAUCCACACAAUGACAUCCAGGCCUUCAGCAGAGCACACAGGAUUGGUCAGAACAAGAAGGUGAUGAUCUACCGCUUUGUUACCAAAGCAUCUGUGGAGGAGAGAAUUACUCAGGUGGCCAAGAAGAAAAUGAUGUUGACACACUUGGUGGUACGACCUGGCCUGGGCUCUAAAACUGGCUCCAUGUCCAAGCAAGAGCUUGAUGACAUCCUCAAAUUUGGCACAGAGGAGCUAUUUAAGGAUGAAGGAGAGGGGGAGAACAAGGAGGAGGACAGCAGUGUGAUUCAUUAUGAUGACAAGGCCAUAGACCGGCUGCUAGACCGCAACCAGGAUGCUACAGAGGACACGGAACUCCAGAGCAUGAAUGAGUACCUCAGUUCCUUCAAAGUGGCUCAGUAUGUGGUCAAAGACGAGGAAGACGAGGAAGAGGAGGUUCAGAGGGAGAUCAUUAAGCAGGAGGAGAGCGUGGACCCAGACUACUGGGAGAAGCUGCUCAGACAUCACUACGAGCAACAACAGGAGGACCUGGCCCGCAACCUGGGAAAGGGCAAGCGCAUCCGCAAACAGGUCAACUACAACGAUGGGUCUCAGGAGGACAGAGACUGGCAGGAUGACCAGUCUGAUGGUCAGUCAGACUACUCUGUUGCCUCAGAAGAAGGAGAUGAGGACUUUGACGAGCGCACAGAAGCAAAUUCCCGCAGACCCAACAGGAAAGGCCUCAGAAAUGACAAGGACAAACCAUUGCCCCCCCUGCUGGCCAGAGUGGGAGGCAACAUUGAGGUGCUGGGUUUCAAUGCUCGCCAGCGGAAGGCAUUCUUAAAUGCAGUAAUGCGUUAUGGGAUGCCACCACAAGAUGCCUUCACCACUCAAUGGCUGGUCAGAGACCUGCGUGGCAAAUCUGAAAAGGAAUUUAAGGCAUAUGUCUCACUUUUUAUGAGGCACUUGUGUGAGCCUGGUGCUGAUGGUGCUGAAACCUUUGCUGAUGGUGUGCCACGUGAAGGGCUGUCAAGGCAACAUGUGCUCACUCGGAUUGGGGUGAUGUCACUGAUCCGCAAGAAGGUUCAGGAGUUUGAGCAUGUGAAUGGUCAGUGGUCCAUGCCCUGGAUGAUGGAGCUGGAGGAAAACAAAAAGGCAGCAGCAGCAGCUGCUGCUGCUGCUGCUGGACACCCGGACUCUCCGGCGAAAACUCCUUCCACGGGCACACCAGCUGACACACAGCCCAACACGCCUGCUCCAGAAGAUCCCUCUAGGUCAGAAGAUGGCAGCAGAGAGUCUGAAAAAGAAAAAGAAGUGAAGAAAGAUGGUGAGAGUGAGCAGGAGAGCAGGGAGUCUAAUAAAAAAGUGGAAUCAGAGGUCAUCGCCAUUCCUGAUGAAGACGAAAAAAUGCCCUCCCCUGCUGAAAACAAGGAAAAAGAAGAGAAGGAUAAGGCGUCUGAAUCUACCAUGGAGACUGAGAAAGCUGAGAGUGGAGAAGAGGACAAAGAGAAGGAAAAAGCUGGAGAAGCAGUGGAACAAAGCAAGACUGCAGAGGCAAAGCCUCAAGGAUCUGAAAUCAAGAGUGAAGAGUCUGAGAGCAAAGAUGAAAAGAGAGACAAUAAAACGGAGAAGAUGGACACCACCCCUGCUUUGGAUGAGAAGAAAGACCUCAGGGAUGAGAAGGAGACUGGUAAGACGGAGGAACCAGCCAAACUGCAAAAUGGAGACAGUGCCAAAGACGGAGGGUCGGGGGCCACAGAGGAGAAGAAGAAAGCAAAGACCCGCUUCAUGUUCAACAUUGCAGAUGGAGGGUUUACUGAAUUGCACUCCCUGUGGCAGAAUGAGGAGCGAGCAGCUACGGUCACCAAGAAAACUAAUGAGAUUUGGCAUCGCCGCCAUGACUACUGGCUUCUUGCAGGCAUCAUACAACAUGGUUAUGCUCGCUGGCAGGACAUUCAGAAUGAUGUGAAAUUCACCAUUCUCAAUGAGCCCUUCAAAGGCGAGAUGAAUCGGGGAAACUUCCUGGAAAUCAAAAAUAAGUUUCUGGCCCGAAGAUUUAAGUUGCUGGAGCAGGCUCUGGUGAUUGAGGAGCAGUUGCGUAGGGCUGCAUACUUAAAUAUGACCGAGGACCCUUCUCACCCCUCCAUGGCUCUGAACACGCGCUUCAGUGAAGUGGAGUGCCUGGCUGAGUCCCAUCAGCACCUCAGCAAGGAGUCCAUGUCCGGCAAUAAGCCUGCCAAUGCUGUCCUACACAAAGUGCUGAAACAGCUGGAGGAGCUGCUGAGCGACAUGAAAGCAGAUGUAACCCGUCUCCCAGCGACCAUUGCCAGGAUACCACCUGUAGCUGUGAGGCUGCAGAUGUCUGAGAGAAAUAUCCUAAGCCGCUUGGCCAGCAGAGGUCCCGACACCCAGUCCCAGCAGGUAUCUCAACAGUAGCCUGGAUUAGACCUCACCUCUUAACUCUGCCCCUUAAGCGCCGCCCACCCACCUCUACAUUCCUGACUGACACCUCAAGAUGACAUCUCGCCUUAGCUUGAAGCCACACCCUUUACCUACAAAUGGACAUGCCAAGAAUCUUUAGGCUAAAAUCUGGAGGUUGUGGAAACUGAAGCUAUUUUAUUUGAAUUUUUUUUUUUUUUGUAUUUUCUUUAUUAAUAUUAUUGAUAAUGUUAUUAUGGUUUUUGGGACCGAAAAUUUAAAAAAAGUAAUAAAGACUUCUGUCUCUCUUUA